CGUCAGCGGGGACUCGACGCCUUUCUCGCUCCCUCUUUGAUCAGUGGGUGAGCGGGGGAGACGAGCGAACGCGGACGGCUCCGGUAAAUGACGCCCACCACUCAUACCUCCACACUGACCCCAGCGCAUGCCUCUUGUCUUCCAUCCAUGCCUGGAAGUCGACCAUCCUCAUCUUCCGACAUUUUCUCCCUCUAGUCGUCAUCAUCUGCUCAGCGCGACCUGUCAAGCCUCCAUCGGUCCUGGAUCCCCUCACCCACCCCCAGACUCGGUCUGCAGCUCCUCUUCCCCUCAGUGUGUGUGUCUGAAUGACGGGCGGACGGUUUGAUUUCGACGACGGCGGCACUUACUGCGGGGGGUGGGAGGAUGGCAAAGCCCACGGACACGGCAUCUGCACCGGACCCAAGGGCCAAGGCGAGUACGCCGGCUCCUGGUCCCACGGCUUUGAGAUAGUCGGGGUCUACACCUGGCCCAGCGGGAACACCUACCGGGGCUACUGGUCCCAGGGGAAGAGGCACGGGCUCGGCGUGGAGAAUAAAGGCAAGUGGCUCUACCGUGGGGAGUGGAGCCACGGCUUCAAGGGGCGCUACGGAGUCCGGCAAAGUCACAACACACCUGCCAGAUACGACGGCACCUGGAGCAAUGGGCUGCAGGACGGCUAUGGGAUCGAGACCUACGGUGACGGCGGUACCUAUCAGGGUCAGUGGAUGGGUGGAAUGCGUCAUGGCUACGGGGUGCGCCAGAGUGUUCCCUAUGGCAUGGCUACCGUCAUCAAAUCUCCGUUGCGUACAUCUAUGGCCUCCUUGCGCUCUGAGCAGAGCAACGGCACUGUCCUGCAGGAUCUCUCUUCCCAUGCUGACACUCCCACUGGCAGCCGUGGUGGCUUCGUACUCAACUUCCACUCUGACAGCGAGGUUGUCACGGGCAAGAAGAAGGGUCUGUUCCGAAGGGGUUCUCUUUUCGGUAGCUUGCGACAGCUGCGGAAAUCAGACUCCCGGACCUCAAUCUCCAGCAAACGCAGCUCUGCCCGUAGUGACGCCACCAUGAGCCGUAUCAGCUCCAGCGAUGCCAACUCUACCAUCUCCAUCGGUGACGGCGAGCUGCCAGAUGAGGACUUGCUUCUAGAGGACCAUGUGGAUGCCACCACCACCGAAACCUACAUGGGCGAAUGGAAGAACGACAAGCGCAAUGGAUUUGGUGUUUCCGAGAGAUCAAACGGAAUGAAGUACGAGGGCGAAUGGCUUAACAACAAGCGGCAUGGUUACGGCUGCACGGUUUUUCCUGACGGCACCAAAGAAGAAGGGAAGUACAAAAACAACAUGUUGGUGCGAGGAAUAAGGAAGCAGUUGAUUCCGCUUAAGAACCCCAAAACUAAAGAGAAGGUGGAUCGAGCGGUGGAGGGUGCGCAGAGGGCCGCAGCCAUUGCCAGGAGUAAAGUGGAAAUAGCUGCUUCCAGGACGGCACAUGCCAGAACAAAAAGUGAGGCUGCAGACCAGGCGGCUCUCUCUGCUGUGCAUGACUCUGAAAUUGCAAGGGCGGUUGCUAGAGAGCUUUCCCCCAACUUCUAUCAGCCUGGGCCCGAUUAUGUAAAGCAGCAGUCGAAGGAGCCUGUGGAAAUCAAAGAGCCCCCUCCUGUUGAAAAGAAGGAAAACUCCCAGAAAGAUUCUCCGCACUUUUACCGCAAGGGCACCACGCCGCCCCACUCACCUGUGACCAGCCCCGGAACCACGCCUCCGCCCUCGCCUCACUCCAGCAAGAAGAAAGGCCAUCACUUCCAUAACAGCACCUCCCACAAGUCAAGCAAAGAGGAGAAGGCCUCCAGGAAAACCAGCAAAGAGGAGAAGUCAAGUCAUAAGAGCGCCAAUGAUGAACGAGCUAACAGAAAGCCAAGUAAAGAAGAGAAAGUGGCCGAAGCCCCUCAAAAUUCUCACGUUCAAAUCGAGGCGCCCCCUAAACCUGCCAAGCCAUCACAACCUGCCCCGCCCUCGGCUCCCCCACCUUCGCAGCCGCCCACCAUCCCUGUCAACGGGCAGCUCCAUACUCAGUACCACAGUUACUAUGUCAAAGCUCCCACGAGGGGACCCCCACCUCCUGACCCUGGAGAAGAUGUAGAAGAAGAACCUAGCGCGCUGGAGCUGGCACGCCUGCCCCCUCACUUACUGAAAUCCUCCAGUACGCCGACCCCUCCGAAGCUAGCCUCCGUGAGGGAGAGCAAAAGUGACCCAAAACUCAGGAAGCAGGAUUCACUGAAGCCAAAGAGCCUUGCAGACACAAAGAAAGCCAGUAUGGAGAUUGCUGAAAACACAGAAGAAACAGGUCCGAAUUCAAUCCUCGUGGCUAUGGUGAUGCUGCUGAACAUCGGGCUUGCUAUUAUAUUUGUCCACUUUCUCACAUGAUGAGUCUGAUUCUCAGUGUUACCGUGGCAACCAGUUCCGUUGCAUCACUGGGCUUGGAAACGGCUACUGGCACCAGUGAGACUCUGGGCAUCUGUAGGUGUUUGGAAAACAGCAUGGCACCGACAAGAAUCAAGAUGAUGUCAUCACUACCAAGGACCAGCUUUGGUCCUGGACGAGGCCGGCUGGUGAUUUAGCACUCGACGAGCUGAAAUGAAAUGUUGUGUCUAGUGAGUUUCAAAACUUAUAAAAAAAAAGUUUCAAUAAUGUAACCAAUCAUAUGAUGUCUGGAAACAAAUCUGAAGUAAUUGACACCCAGGUGCGCUGAUCCAAGCAGCGGCUCUGGAGCUGGCUGGUUUGGCCAAGAUGGCGAUGAGAUGACGAGUGGAGAUGCACUUUUAGAUGACGGGAGCAAACAGCUGCCGUCUAUUUUGUCAUCUGACGUUUUGAUGAGGAGAUGUGAGCCUGGCCGCUGGGACAGAAGAGGUGGGGGGGGCAGUUGUAGCCCGAGUGUGCUCAAGUGUUAGUGAGCAUCUUUUCGGGUUUCACACCAGUCUGACAACAGAGAGCUGGACAAGACCGCUGCCAGCAGUCGGUGCUAGCACGGUCACUUUCCAGUCUUACUCUGCAGUCCAAACAUCAACGCAGCUUACUCAAGCGCCGACCCUUCUCUGUCAAACACUCCCUGCCUGCGAUACACCUUAUUUUGCUAUAGUGUAGGUUUCUUUCAUCUAGCCUUGCACUCCUGAUCUUGGUUACCUUCCUGAAUGAGUAAUAUUUCCCAUUUAUUGUUUAAAUUUUACUCAUUGAAAUGAAGAUGUCAUUUAACAUGAUGGUGAAGUGCAAUAUGUUUUAUUUUGUUUAUGAAGAGCUUAUAAUAUAUUUUGCCAAAAACAAAGGAGUGACGUGGUACAUCUGUCCAAUUCAAAGUCAAAUGUGUUAUUUAUUGAAACUACAGGCAGGUGGAACAAGCUCCAAUGAUUUUUUUUUUCUCUCAAAUUUUCUCAUCUCCCUUCUCCUUCUGUGAAAGUGGAAAAAAGUACUCCAAAGCAAUUUGGCAGUUUCCACACCUGCUUCUUCAGUCCAGAUGUGCUUGCAUGAACCUUGUGACUGGACUUUGUGGGCAGUUGAUCAACCGUUAGAAAUGUGGCUCCAGCAGCGAAGGAGAUGCCUUUUCAAAGUCUUUAACUGUUUACCUCAGAAGAAUUGAGGAGGAGGGUGGGUGUGGGGAGGGGGGUGGGUGGGGUUUGCGCUGCCAUCCUUGUCUUAAUUUUCGUCGUGUGUGGGACUCUGACUGUUGUCAUCACCUGAAUCAUGCUUUUGCAUUCAUGUAGCUGUGCGGGUAUGGCAUGAGUUUCUUUGAUUUUAGUGGUUAUUUAGAUGAAACUGUCUUUAUCAACACAAAAUAUAUAUUUAUUCAUUAUACAGCCGACGGUAUAUGUGUUUGUGAAAAUGUUUCAUCCGAAAAAAAGGGCUUUAUAAAUGCUGCAAGUUAGAUUUUAGAUUCAGUUUGUCUGUGCAGCAUAUGUUUGGAAAAAUACUUUGGCUUAUAUGUUUGCCUACUUCCCAAUACUACUGAAAGCUAUUUCUGGUUUCAGAAAUUAGAGAAAAAUAUAAUAUAUAGAAUUAUAUUUAAAAAAAAAUAUAUAUAUAUAUCAAAUGAACCUCAACACAGUUAGGCAUCACACCCUCAUUUUAUUGUUUUAGCUUUCUUCUACAUGAGAAUGAUGGAAAACCAGAGGGUUCCAGUGUUCCUGAGAUAUUUUUAAACUGCAACCUUGCAUGUUGGAGACAUUUAUAUUUAGAUUAUAUUAUAGUAUUUGUAAAGGUUUUUACAGAGCACAAUCCAAAAUCUGGUAUGAGUUGGUAUUUUUCUAUCAAUUUGCACACCUGUAUUUUGACAAUGAAUCUGUUUGUAAUCGGUAAUGUAAUGCACAUCUGAUGUUUGGUUGACAAAAGAAAACUUUAUUUGUAAUUUGGUGCACUGUACGUACCACUUGGAGAAGUGGGAGGAGGAUGUACUGGUUUGAGUAUUUUUGACAUGGAGGAACUGCGGGAAACUUUUGAUAUCUCAAGGUUCAUGUUGCCCCAUUGAUUUGUGGAAAGUCUUUGGAGAUAAAGUUCUAUGUAUAACAAUAAAGAUGUUAUGCCUUGAUAAACUCA
Messenger RNA from Synchiropus splendidus (mandarinfish), 4553 nucleotides. RefSeq names its product junctophilin-1-like. Lineage: Eukaryota; Metazoa; Chordata; Actinopteri; Syngnathiformes; Callionymidae. The transcript is spliced from 6 exons. Gene Ontology annotation, cellular component: junctional membrane complex; plasma membrane; endoplasmic reticulum membrane. The record is from RefSeq and is a predicted model, not a curated record. The coding region runs from base 306 to 2393 and encodes 695 amino acids.